This is a messenger RNA of Papaver somniferum (opium poppy), 1646 nucleotides long. RefSeq names its product 60S acidic ribosomal protein P2A-like. Lineage: Eukaryota; Viridiplantae; Streptophyta; Magnoliopsida; Ranunculales; Papaveraceae. Gene Ontology annotation, molecular function: structural constituent of ribosome. The transcript has a single exon. Gene Ontology annotation, cellular component: cytosolic large ribosomal subunit; ribosome. Gene Ontology annotation, biological process: cytoplasmic translational elongation. The record is from RefSeq and is a predicted model, not a curated record. The coding region runs from base 1076 to 1417 and encodes 113 amino acids.
AACCAGAGCUAAACAUUGGGCAGGCAAGGCAAGCUCCCCUUAAGAGUGCAAAAAUGUUAGGAUCGGUACUUAUUCGUUAUUUGGAAAUGGCGAGAUAUAAGAAGCAAGAUCUCGCAUUUACACCAACUGGAAGCUUGGUAUUCUUGCACUAAGCUACAUAUUGUGAAGCAUAUGUAUUGGGCAAGCUCUUCCUGUGAGUGCUUGUUCAACUUUAAUAGGCUGUUGAGAUACAUAUCUAGAAAUUGUUUUUUUGACUUUUGUAAAAGAAAAAAAAGUCAGAAAUCAGUUUGGAUAAACAAUUUUAAAACGACUUCCAGAAACAAAAAACUUAACUUUUUGUGAAGCAAAAUGUUUUUGCUUCAGACUUCUGCUCCUAACUUCUACUUCUGAAAAAGCAGAAGUCAAAAGCGGAUUUGCAUCCAAACGCUCUGCAAUUGUCUCUGUAUACAAGGUCACUGCCAGAUUGUUGGUCCUUGGUUUGGAUUUAUUAGCACAACGGAGACAUAAUCCUUCACAGCGUGGCCAGGGUUAGUCCCUAAAAUCUUCAUAUCUGUAUAAAACCCCUCCAGUUUUUCUUAUUUUUUGGAUUUACCGCACUCAAUAUUUAGUAUUUAGUCCACCAAAAUUUCUAUAUUUUUAUAGUAUUUUUCUGGCUCCGCCAGCUAGGUUAACUUGAUAGUUCAGAGAAAGUGUUUCGGGUAUAAUAAGGCUUGAACCGAAGUCUAAAUUUUGGCAAAGACUAAACACAACGUGCUCAUCAAGAAGUUGGGUUGGGUCAAUAUUCCAUAUAUCCAAAAUCAGUGAUUUCCUAUUUUGAAAACACCAGUGCAGGAAUUUAGACUUGGGGAAGGGUUUUCGCGGUUAGGUUGAAGUUGAACCGACUUGGAAUCCUAAAAUAGGGAGGACGAAUUUCUGGAAGUUUUCGGCUAUAGAACGCUGCCUAAUAUAUGCCCAACUAGGUUUCCUAACCCAGCAACAACUCGGCCUUUGAACAUCUAUAAAUACACCUAGUGCGUGCCCAUUCUUUCAUACUACACCUUCUGAAAAACUUUCGUUUGUUAGAAAACAAUACAAGAUGAAGGUUAUUGCUGCAUAUUUGCUUGCAGUUUUGGGAGGAAACAAGGAACCAACUGCUGAAGAUAUCAAGGAUAUCUUAGGUUCCGUUGGUGCUGCUGAUGACGCUGAUGACAAGAUUGACCUUCUUUCUCAAGUUCAAGGUAAAGACUUCACUGAACUUAUUGCAAUGGGAAGGGAGAAAUUUGCUGUUUUUGGCGGUGGUGCACCUAUGGUGGUCAAUGCCGUAGGCGAUGGUGGUGCUGGUGCUGCAGCUGAGCAGAAGAAAGAGGAAAAGGUGGAGGAGAAAGUUAAAGAAGAAUCUGAUGAUGACAUGCCUUUCAGUCUCUUCGACGAAGAAUAAACGGUUAAUAUUAUAUGAUGAUGCCUUUCAGUUUCCAAUGGUUUUGUUUUGGGUAUAUACAGUUUUAGUUUAUUUUAUUUUUAACACAGAGAUGGAAACAGAUAUCUUUCAAUGUCUUUGUUUUCCGUAAUAUGAAUUCUUAAAUUCCAGUUUUAGUUUAUUUAUUUUUUUAACACCAAGAGAGAUGGUGUAAUAAGUUUAUCAAUGAACAAACAGAAUUUUUCAGAAA